AUGGAAGAGCAGAACCUCAGCUCCCCAGUGACAGAAUUUGUCCUCUUAGGCUUCACCCAGAAUGCUGAGCUGAAGCGAUGCCUCUUCGUUGUUUUCUUCAUAGUCUACCUGACAACCUGGUUGGGAAACUUCACCAUCAUCACCACUGUGAUCACCAGCCGCCGUCUCCACACCCCCAUGUACUUCCUGCUGGCCAACGUGGCUUUCCUAGAUGUUAGCGACUCAUCAGUCAAUGCUCCAAAAUUGCUGUUGGGUCUCCUCUCCCAGCGCAGAACCAUCUCGUUCAGUGAGUGCACCUUCCAGAUGUUCUUCUUCCACUUCAUCGCUGGUGCUAUGGUUGUUGUCCUUGUGGUGAUGGCUGCUGAUCGGUACAUAGCCAUCUAUAAACCACUGCGGUACUUGACUAUCAUGAACCGUGGUGUGUGCAUGGGCCUGGUGGCAGGGGCAUGGCUGGGUGGAUUGGCUCACUCUGCUGUUCAGAUUGCAUUGAUCCUCCAGCUGCCUUUCUGUGGUCCAAACAUCUUGGACAAUUUCUACUGUGAUAUCCCACAAGUCAUCAAACUGGCCUGUACAGACAUCUACAUGGUCGAGUUGCUGAUGGUUUCCAAUGGUGGGAUGCUUGUCAUAGUAAUGUUCAUCAUCCUGCUCAUUUCGUACACCAUCAUCUUUGUCAAGAUAAAGACACAUGUUACAGAUGGGAAGCACAAAGCUCUGUCUAUCUGUGGAUCCCAGAUCACAGUUGUGUGUUUACAAUUCAUACCCUGCAUCUUCAUCUAUUCUAGGCCCUUCCGGAAAUUGCCCAUGGACAAGUUGGCGUCAAUCAUUUACACUGUAAUCACCCCAAUGCUGAACCCAAUGAUCUACAUGCUGAGAAACUCUGAGAUGAAAAAGGCCAUCAGGAGACUGAUGAGCAGAAUCCUGUCCUCAGGGAAGAAACUAUAA
Gopherus evgoodei (Goodes thornscrub tortoise) is the source of this 942-nucleotide messenger RNA. Its product is annotated as olfactory receptor 4D9-like. Gene Ontology annotation, cellular component: membrane. NCBI's taxonomy places the organism in Eukaryota, Metazoa, Chordata, Testudines, Testudinidae. The record is from RefSeq and is a predicted model, not a curated record. The transcript has a single exon. Bases 1 to 942 code for a protein of 313 amino acids. Gene Ontology annotation, biological process: G protein-coupled receptor signaling pathway. Gene Ontology annotation, molecular function: G protein-coupled receptor activity; olfactory receptor activity.